AUGGACCACAAAGAAGCACAAAAUAUCAAAGCAUCUGUUUCCCCUUUACCCCCAGUCGAAAAGCACCAUACACCUCAUUUUGUCUUGAUCCCCCAACCCAGUACCCACCCCCGGGACCCUUUGAAUUGGCCUCCUACCCGCAAAUAUGUAAUACUGGCACAGCUCAAUCUGGCCGACCAAGAGAUGCUGUACCACAAGACGAAGCUGGAAGAGUCCUAUGCUAACUCAGCCGCGCUAGCUGGCAUGGCCGCGGGCCCAUUCUUCUUCGCCCCGAUAUCUCACUUGCUCGGCAGCAGCUCCGUGAUCUUCUGGUGUGUGCUGUUUACACUAGUAUGUCAGGUCUGGGGCGCUGUCAUGACUGAGCCUGGCAACUAUAUCGCAUACGUGAUGUCCCGGCUCUUUGCUGGCUUCUUCGGUGCCGUACCUACAGUGCUUGGCCCUCGUAUCGUGACCGAUCUGUUCUUCUUGCAUCAGCGUGGCCGUGCUUUUGCUACUCUGCAUAUGGCGUUCUUGUUUGGAACAAUUGCUGGACCGACGUUUUCGGGCUUUGUUUCUGCGCACUCGUUUUUCCCUGUUGAAUUCUGGUGGACGGUCAGUCUACUAGGAUUCACGCUUAUCUGUUGUUUCUGUUUUCUUGAGGAAACCGGAUUUGACCAUGAAUGCUUUGAAAGCAACCCGGAAAUUCCAGUUGGAAUUUUGGCUAAUAGAUUCGCUACUUUUUUCUUCGGGAAGAAGGUUGUCUUGCCGACUACUUGGAAAGAGACGGUCAAAAUCGGAAUCACACCCUUCUUAAUCGGAAUGUGCCCAGUGACGAUCAUCAUGGGAAUAUUCACAUUAAUCUCCUUUGGAUUCUACGUGGGUGUCAACGCACUCACGCCGGUGUGGCUCCAGAAGCCUAUCUCGGAAGGUGGCUACGGGUUCUCACUGGAACAAAACGCGGCAUUCACAUUCUGCCAUUUGAUUGGCAUCGUUGUUGUCCAAUUCUACGGUCACCUUCUCAACGACCGGCUGCCGCUCGCUCUGGCACGACGGUAUAACGGUGGUGUCUGGAAGCCCGAGUAUCGACUGCAUGUCCUGUGGCUUCCGAGGGUUGUGAUCAACCCUAUUGGUCUAGGGAUUUUUGGUGCAGCCUUGCGAUAUCAUCUGCACUACAUGGUACUGGUGCUGGCAGUCUUUAUUGUGACUGUUGGGUCGCUGGCUAGUGUUCCUGUCACGGUGAACUACGUCGUCGAGUGUUUUACGCGAUAUCCGGCUGAAGCUGGCAUUGUUCUUGGUGCUUAUCGCAUUGUCUAUGGAUUGACAAUUAGCUUCUAUAUCAAUCCUUGGGUCGAGGCUGUCGAUGUUGGCUGGGUUUAUGUACAACAACACACUCUGCUCGACAUAAUAACUGAUAUCUUCCCAAUCUACGACAACAUGGAGGCCAUUAGAGAAGCCUUUGAGAAAUGCCAGGCCGAACGCCGCGCUGCGUUGAUCACCUACGUGACACCCGGCUAUCCAACCAUUAGCAAAACACCGGGGAUCAUGCUCUCAAUGCAAGCCGGAAACGCAGAUAUCAUCGAACUUGGGAUUCCAUUUACGGACCCCGUGAACGAAAGCCCAGCUAUCCAGCAGGCCAAUGUCAAGGCCGUCGAAAACGGUGUCCACAUUCCACACAUCCUGCAAAUGAUUAACUCGGCCCGUAAGCAAGGUCUGGCUGUCCCCGUGCUGCUGGUAGGGUACUUAAACCCUAUGCGUGCAUAUGCCUACGGAGAGCAGAAGCUGCUUCGAUACUGCAAGGGUGCCGGUGUGGACGGGCUUAUCAUUGUUGACGUUCCCUCGGAUGAUGCGGUGCGAUUCCAUGAUGUAUGCAAAUCCAAAGGGCUGUCGUACAUUCCUCUCAUUUCCUCCUCUACUCCGAACGAACACAUCAAAAUACUUUGCAAUAUCGCCGACUCAUUUAUGUGUAUUGUAGCUCGGACGGGAGUUAGCGGAACCUAUGAAAAGCCAUAUGAGUGCGUGGGAAACCUGCUCUAUCGUGUGCAUGCUUGCACUGGGAAUCCGGUCCCAGUAGCUGUCGGGUUUGGUAUCGGCACCCAACAAAAUUUUGUUGACAUUGCUCGUCUCACUGAAGGCAUCGUCAUCGGCAGCCCAAUCAUAUCCAUACUGGGAAAUGCGACUCUUGGAACUGGUGCUCAGAAGGUCAAGGAGUACUGUCUUCAAGUUGCUGGACGCACCGAAGAUCAAAUUGUCAUCACAGAAAGAAAAGAUCGAGCCACCGAACCCUUGUCUCCAACUACUAUCUAUCUUUCCUAUGAUGGAGCAGGCGAUACCGAACACACCGGCGUUCAAAGUCCUCGGUGCCCAUAA
Molecule: messenger RNA, 2346 nt
Organism: Penicillium griseofulvum
Lineage: Eukaryota; Fungi; Ascomycota; Eurotiomycetes; Eurotiales; Aspergillaceae
Product: Major facilitator superfamily domain, general substrate transporter
Exons: 8
Coding region: 1-2346 (781 amino acids)
Biological process (GO): L-tryptophan biosynthetic process; transmembrane transport
Cellular component (GO): cytosol
Molecular function (GO): tryptophan synthase activity; transmembrane transporter activity
Source: RefSeq, a predicted model, not a curated record